Messenger RNA from Guillardia theta CCMP2712, 1273 nucleotides. RefSeq lists its product as hypothetical. Bases 8 to 1273 code for a protein of 421 amino acids. Gene Ontology annotation, molecular function: amino acid transmembrane transporter activity. The transcript has 19 exons. Gene Ontology annotation, cellular component: vacuolar membrane. The record is from RefSeq and is a predicted model, not a curated record. Gene Ontology annotation, biological process: amino acid transmembrane transport. Lineage: Eukaryota; Cryptophyceae; Pyrenomonadales; Geminigeraceae.
AGGCAACAUGGCAGACCCGUCUCGAGAGACCCGGCCAUUCCCGAUCUCGGGAGGAGCGGGUCGAGAAGAGGAAGGGAUGGGAGAGGAGAGUAUGCCGGAGGCUGGGUCAUGGGUCGACGCUGUUUCACGAUCACUGGAGAUGUCGUACUUGCUCAAGAGUCGCUCCCCCUGGGUUUACAGCGAGACCAUGUCAGCAGACCCCAUGGAGGAGCAGAGGGCGAGGUCGCUAUCGCAUGCCUCGGCGCAGCCUCCCAUCCUCAGCACGUCCCUCACGUCGCAGGAGGCGAGGGAGACUGGCGAGCAUUCGUCGCGCUCCAACUCGUUGAUGUUGAUGAGGGAGAGCUCGGGCUCGCACAUGAAGAACAUCGGAUUGAAGUCGUUGGAGGACUUUGAUGUAGCGCAGAGAGGGCUGGGUCAGUAUGCAGCAGAGACAGAGAGUCUGUUGUCCGAUCAUGACAUCAUGGGAGGAAGUGGACGAUCGUCGGCAAGGAUAUCCGCGACAGGAGAAGUCGCUCUCUCCUCGUUCGGACAGACUGUCUUCAACGCCCUCAACCUGUUGAUGGGAGUUGGGUUGUUGAGUUUGCCGUACGCUAUGAGACUUGCAGGAUGGUUCGGGAUGGUCAUCCUCCUCAUCUUUUCUCUCUUUACUUGCUACACGGCAAAGCUGCUGGGUCGACUGCAAGGAUUAGAAGGUAUUGGAGGAGACGAAGGUGUUGGUGUUUGUGGUGGUGGAGAGUAUACCCCGAAGAGCAAGCUUCGUGAGGGACCGGGGGCCUACACUAUCUAUGGGUUUCAUGAUAUGGGCAAGACAUACAGAUUGUUACUGCUGUGUUACUUGAUCAUCGAAGGAGAGAAUCUGCAUCAUCAGUUUGCAAAUGUCGCGGUGUUUCAAGAUUGGGCGAGGCAAGACUUCAUGGUCCUGUCCGCGGUCCUCUUCCUACCAACAGUUCUGCUCCGGAACUUGUCAUGGUUGUCUUACUUCAGUGCUCUCGGCGUCUUCUCUUCUAUCAUGCUGUUGGUCGGGGUUGCGAUCACCGGACUGUGGGAAAGCAUUCCUCCCAACCAGAAGUACUGCAGUGCUCCUUGCACGGGAAGUUUGAUUCGUCCAUCCCCGACCGACGACAUUCACUUGGACUCGCUGACGAAAGUGAUCGGCUUAAUCAUGAUCUCCUGGUUCGAGAGGAUCAUCAACGUCGCUGGCACCAUGGUGGGUGUCGUUUGCGCAAUCAUCGGCACCGUCGCAUCGAUGAUGCAUCCUGGAUCGGAAGCAUGA